Messenger RNA from Botrytis cinerea B05.10, 1216 nucleotides. RefSeq lists its product as hypothetical. Gene Ontology annotation, biological process: double-strand break repair via homologous recombination; DNA damage tolerance; intracellular signal transduction. Gene Ontology annotation, cellular component: nucleus; Smc5-Smc6 complex. Gene Ontology annotation, molecular function: ubiquitin-protein transferase activity. The transcript is spliced from 2 exons. Bases 50 to 1012 code for a protein of 320 amino acids. The record is from RefSeq and is a predicted model, not a curated record. NCBI's taxonomy places the organism in Eukaryota, Fungi, Ascomycota, Leotiomycetes, Helotiales, Sclerotiniaceae.
GUUUCCACGACAUAUAAUAUUGCAAACGAAACUACAAAAAGGAUCCAUCAUGGAGAAUGCUCCGGAACAGUACGAUGAUACCAAUCGUGCAUUUCUUCAAGCAUUAUUAGCGCGUGGGACUUUGAAUCUAGAAGAAGGCAAAGAUUUACUCGCCCAUAUUUUCACAGUUCAAGAUGAUGGACGAGUCACUUCAGCAGACGAUGUCACAAAAGACGACCUAAACUCCUACAUAUCCAAGGCAGCUGAAGCCCUCUCGCCGUUCGAUUACGAGAUUAGAAGCAUGAGGCAUCAGCGAACAAAUGAACAAAUCUGGGCUCUUGUCAACAGCACCAGCGACCCUCUCACUCAGAUUGCGACCACUUUUACAACAGAGGAAAUGUUCUAUAUCAAGCGGUUACUGGAUUCCAUGUUCGAAUCGUACAAUACUAAGGGAAAGGAGGUCAUGGCUAUAACUAGCACUCAGGCUAUACACUCAUCAGUCAUCGGAGGCUCCGGUCGGCAGAGCAUAGGUGAAGCCGACAUGCAGACAAUAGAUAACGGCGUAAGGAAAUCAGAAGCCGAGAAAGUAUUGGAAGGUCUGGUAGCACAAGGGUGGUUUGAACGAAGCGAUCGAGGGUAUUAUUCUCUGUCACCCCGCGCGAUUCUAGAGCUCCGAAGCUGGCUGGUCGAUACAUACAACGAUUCGGACGACCCGGAUGAGUGGCAGCGCAUAAAAAACUGUGAAGCAUGCAAAGGAAUCAUUACAGUUGGAAUGCGGUGUUCGAGGAGGGAUUGCAAUGUGCGACUACACAAGAUCUGUCAACCUGCAUAUUUUAGGUCACGUCCCAAUCAGAAUUGUCCAAAGUGCGAAACCGAAUGGGAUGGGGAGCAUUACGUUGGAGAGAGAGCGGUCACAUCAACGGAAGACAACUUGAGGGAGAAGCGGAGAAGUGGUGCUUCUUCGCAAAGGAGAAGAGCCCCCGUUGACGAGGGAGAAGAGGGCGAAGAGGGCGAAGAAGAGGGCGAAGAGUGAUGAAAUUAAAAACAGGAGAUAUGGCGUUAGGGUGAACGGUUAUGAUAUCCCAAAUGUUUAAAAUGUUUUGAAUUGUUGGUGAUAAUUUGUGGUAGGAUAGACGACAAGUCAAUUUAAAAUUCAUGCCUACAUCACUAAUUGGUCAAUACUCUGAUGCAAGCAUGCUUGGCGGAAUCGAUCCCAGUGCCUAAUUCGUGCAACACA